Molecule: messenger RNA, 2506 nt
Organism: Brassica rapa (field mustard)
Lineage: Eukaryota; Viridiplantae; Streptophyta; Magnoliopsida; Brassicales; Brassicaceae
Product: outer envelope protein 80, chloroplastic
Biological process (GO): chloroplast organization; embryo development ending in seed dormancy
Cellular component (GO): outer membrane
Source: RefSeq, a predicted model, not a curated record
GAAAAAUAUCAAAAUCCGAAUCAUCCAUCAUCAUCUUCUUCUACCCUGAAUCAAAAACCCUAGCUCUUCUUCCUUCUUUCGAGUGAGUGCGAUUACAAUGCAUGGCCACGACGAAGAUGUCUACUUCUCCUCAUCUUCCAUCAGAAUCAAUCCCUCUCCUCACGAUAACUCUCUCCUCUCCAAUCUCCAAUCCUGCUCCAAAACCUUAUCCUCUCACCUCUCCAACACUCGUCUCUCGCUCACUCGAAUGCUCGACUCGCUCAAGAACCGCCACGCCUCUCCACGGUUAACCCAGACCCGACCCGUUCGUCGUCACAAUUCACCGACUCAGAUGCUCAAUUCAGUCACACAGCUCAUGAUUGGCAGCAAGUCUCCGCUACUCUCACUCUCCCUUAUACAAUCAACCCAAUCGAUUUGGUCGGACCCAGGAGCUGAGAGACUAAGCUCGCCGCUGCUUUGCUGCGCAUCUCUGUCUCUAAACAGGCCUAGCGAAUCGUCGACUCAGUCGGUGGAAGGGAAGGAUGUGGUGCAGCAACAGCAGCAGGUUCAGAAGGGUCACUCAUCGGCGAGUCGGAACGCGGAGGAGCGAGUUCUGAUAAGCGAGGUGUUGGUGAGAACCAAGGAUGGAGAGGAGCUCGAGAGGAAGGACUUGGAAGUGGAGGCGUUGGCUGCUUUGAAGGCUUGCCGAGCCAAUUCAGCGCUGACUGUUCGAGAGGUGCAGGAGGAUGUGCAUAGGAUUAUAGAGAGUGGGUACUUUUGCUCUUGUACUCCUGUUGCUGUUGAUACACGCGACGGGAUACGUUUGAUGUUUCAGGUAGAACCAAACCAAGAGUUUCGUGGGUUAGUCUGUGAAAACGCAAAUGUUCUUCCUUCGAAGUUCAUACAGGAAGCUUUCCAAGAUGGAUUUGGGAAAGUGAUUAAUAUCAAGAGACUGGAGGAAGCUAUCACAUCCAUCAAUGGGUGGUACAUGGAGCGUGGUCUUUUCGGAAUUGUUUCUGAUGUUGAUACACUUUCCGGAGGUAUAGUAAGGCUUCAAGUUGCUGAAGCAGAGGUUAACAACAUAUCUAUCCGAUUCCUUGAUCGUAAGACUGGCGAACCAACUAAAGGGAAGACAAGGGUUGAGACAAUACUUCGACAGCUUACAACAAAGAAGGGACAGGUCUACAGCAUGCUUCAAGGGAAGAGGGAUGUUGACACUGUGUUAGCCAUGGGAAUCAUGGAAGAUGUUAGUAUUAUUCCUCAACCUGCAGGUGAUAGUGGGAAGGUUGAUUUGAUCAUGAACUGUGUCGAGCGUCCUAGUGGUGGCUUCUCUGCUGGAGGUGGAAUAUCUAGUGGAAUCACGAGUGGCCCCCUAUCAGGACUAAUUGGAAGCUUCGCUUAUUCCCACCGUAAUAUAUUUGGAAGAAACCAGAAGCUUAACGUUUCCCUAGAGAGGGGUCAAAUUGACUCUAUCUUUCGUAUAAACUACACUGAUCCAUGGAUUGAAGGAGAUGACAAGAGGACAUCCAGAUCUAUUAUGGUUCAGAAUUCGAGAACUCCAGGGAAUCUCGUUCACGGCAAUCAACCAGACAAUGGUAGUCUGACAAUUGGUCGGGUUACAGCAGGUAUUGAGUACAGUCGGCCAUUCAGGCCAAAGUGGAGUGGUACUGCUGGACUUAUAUUUCAGCAUGCUGGUGCUCGUGAUGAACAAGGGAACCCUAUCAUUAAGGACUUCUACAGUAGUCCUCUAACCGCAAGUGGUAAGACCCAUGACGAGACCUUGCUAGCUAAAUUCGAAAGCAUUUAUACUGGCUCAGGUGAACAUGGAUCAACAAUGUUUGCGUUUAACAUGGAACAAGGGCUUCCUGUUUUGCCCGAAUGGUUAUUUUUCAAUCGAGUGAAUGCUCGUACCAGGAAAGGCAUACACAUUGGACCAGCUAGUUUUCUAUUUAGUCUGUCAGGCGGACAUGUGGUGGGAAACUUCUCACCUCAUGAAGCAUUCGCCAUCGGUGGAACAAACAGCGUAAGAGGUUACGAAGAGGGCGCUGUAGGCUCUGGUCGAUCAUAUGUAGUGGGUUCAGGGGAGGUCUCUUUCCCAAUGAGAGGACCGGUCGAGGGCGUCCUUUUUACAGAUUAUGGUACUGAUCUGGGAUCAGGAAACACUGUCCCAGGUGAUCCUGCGGGGGCUAGGCUGAAGCCUGGAAGUGGUUACGGAUAUGGUUUUGGGGUGCGUGUUGAUUCUCCGUUGGGGCCUCUACGCCUUGAGUAUGCCUUCAACGAUAAGCACAAUGGAAGGUUUCACUUUGGUGUUGGCCAACGGACCUAAACUUACCAGUCUCAUCUGUUUUUUAUUGGUCCUUGAUUCUAAAAAUGUUUUCUUGGUCUUUGUCGUACAUUCAUCUAUAUGACUUUUGUUAAUUAUCUCAUCUAUUUAGUUAACUCACUGUCCUGUGUAAUGUUAGAAAACUCCGAGAUUCAUUUGAAAAGCUAAGAUAUUUAUAUGAAAGUUUUCUGCUAUGACAGUACA